ACUCACACACACUACUGAGACACUCUCACACACACUACUGAGACACACUCACACACACUACUGAGACACUCUCACACACACUACUGAGACACUCUCACACACACUACUGAGACACACUCACACACACUACUGAGAUACACUCACACACACUACUGAGACACUCAUGCCAUCUCAUUAGUGUGUGCGAGAGCAUUUCACUAUACAACGUGAGAGCAUCUCAGUUACACCGGAAAGACGGAAACAAAGUAGUGAAAAAGCGAAAAAGUAGUGGAAAAUCUUAGCCCAGUGCGAGAAUUUGAGGGUUAUUUCAAUCAAUAAUUUUCUGAUAAAUAUGAAGCUGCAAUCCUGUAUAUUUGAUCAGUCUGCAAGCCCUCUUUGUAAUUGGCAAUCGCGAUGACAUCGUAGAUUUUUCAAUAGGGUGCUGCGCUGCGUUGAAUGCUUACGGCAAGACCCAGGAGAAGAGAGAUUUCUUAGAGAGCUUAAUGACCACACCAUUACCCUAAAUUCUAUGUUGUCUAUGGUUCGCUCCAGGGAAGGACCUGGUGGAGAGACUGUUGUUUUUUUGGAGUCGAUAUGUUUUUGUUUUAAUCGGUUUAAUGACUUUAGAACAAGAGGAAUAAAUCAAGAAAACUGCCUUCCUGCGGUCCCACCUACAGCCCGCAAUGGCCUUCCGUGUCGCCCCCGAUAUGAUUUAACAAUCGAGCAAUUCAACCAGUGCAUGGGACUCGGUUUCAACUGGCAGGGAAUUGCUUCUUUUUUUGGAAUUAGCCGUCGGACUGUGUUCAGACAUAGGCAACGUCUUGGUGUCGGACCUUUGGAAUACUCAUCAUUGAACAAUGAAGAACUGCAAUCAACCAUAAGGGAGAUUUCCACGAAUACCCCGAAUGCUGGAGAGAGAUACGUUAUUGGAAGUCUGCGGGCUCGCGGAAUCCGUAUCCAGCGCUGGAGGGUCCGCCAAAUUCUGCAGGAGAUUGAUCCGGUCGGCCGAUCAUUGAGACGCAGUCAAGCCAUUCGCCGAAGGGUUUACAGAGUGCAAACUCCGAACGAGCUAUGGCAUAUUGACGGGAACCAUAAAUUGGUCAGGUGGAGAAUGGUGUUCCAUGGCUGUGUGGACGGGUACAGUCGCACCAUCAUAUACCUUCAGUGCCUCAACAAUAACAGGGCAUCAAGUGUUUUGAGCCUGUUUCAGCAGGGCGUAUCUGACUUUGGACUGCCUUCAAGAGUACGGAGCGACCAUGGAAGGGAAAAUAUAGAGGUUGCCCGAUUUAUGCUGAAUAGUAGAGGGUUGAACAGAAGAAGCAUGAUCAUGGGGCGCAGCGUACACAACCAAAGAAUAGAGAGGCUAUGGGCAGAACUAAACCGAGUCGUUUCAUAUUAUUUCUCUGACUUAUUUACCUUUAUGGAAAAUGAAGACAUACUUGACUCUCUUUGUGAUCUUAAUUUAUUUUGUUUGCAUUACAUUUAUUUACCUCGGGUUCAAAGGGCAGUCAGAGAAUUCAGGAGCCAAUGGAAUAACCAUGGACUCUCUACCCAAGGAAGCCAAACCCCAUUGCAAUUGUGGCAUAGAGGUGUUGUCAGUCAUAUUGAAUAUUUGUGUACAUGAAUAUUUAGAAACUAGUAAUAGAGACGCACUACCUGUAGUAGAUAGCAGGAAUAAUAUUGAGGUUCCUGAAAACAGUAUUAAUGUAAGCAAUAGCACCAUGCAAGAAAUUCAACAAUUAAUUGACCCAUUAAUGAAUGAUGGAAAUUAUGGAAUUCAAUUAUUUCUGUCUCUUUUACAUUUUUUACAAGCAAGACAUCCCAGUAGACUAAGUGAAUCUCAGAUUUGAAUAAUUAUAAAUAUAUAUAUAGCACUUUACGCAGCAUUAAAUACACAAUUGUUAAUAGAAUAAGAACAAAUAAAAGUAAUAAUGGUUGGUGGUGGUGACAAGCAUGAAUAGUCUGUAAAUUGUCCAGUACCAAUGUGUAGCACCCAACUGGGUGAUGCCUGGCUGCGGUGAAGCGCCAAAGCUAUCAUUGCAUCGCAGAAACAGAAAGAUGACAUCUAAAAUGGAACUUGGGGCUUUAUCCUUUGUGGAUCAAAAACAUCUACAUCUUGAUCUAUACAUAAUAUAAGAUACGUAUAUCAUAGUGAAUAGCUACUGUUAAGAUAGAUGAAAGAUAUGUUGCUGGUACUAUUUGAUUACUGUGGUAUUUUUAUUAUGUUCUAGUGUGAAUGUCAAGUAGGUGACAUUGGAUGUGAAUAAAGAGAUUGAGCUAUUAUUUGAAAACCAGCUUUUAUUGAUGUGUAAAUGUACCUGUAUAAAAGAACACUGAAAAUCAAAA
This is a messenger RNA of Gasterosteus aculeatus aculeatus (three-spined stickleback), 2325 nucleotides long. RefSeq lists its product as uncharacterized. Gene Ontology annotation, biological process: DNA integration. The record is from RefSeq and is a predicted model, not a curated record. Gene Ontology annotation, molecular function: nucleic acid binding. Lineage: Eukaryota; Metazoa; Chordata; Actinopteri; Perciformes; Gasterosteidae.